UUCACCAAAAUGGCUCAAAACAAGAUCCCUUCCAUCUUAAUUCUAUGCCUUGCUGCUUCCAUGUCCAUGACCUUGCUUCUUUCAGUUGAAGCCAGAAGAACCAAGUUCACCAUUUACUUCCAAGACUAUGCUUUUGGUCCCAACACCACCUUCUUCCCCGUCGUCGGCCUCCCCGGCUCGACACUCAACUACACCGACUUUGGAACCUUCUUUGUCACUGACGAUGCCAUAACUGCAAUCCCGGACGAGGGUGCUCCAAUCAUCGGGCGUGCUCAAGGCAUCUACGUUGUCACCGGGAUGGACGGGCGAAACCUCCUCGUCCUUAUCUCCUUGGUGUUUACUAGUGGAACCUACAAUGGGAGCAGCAUUGAAAUCCAAGGGACCAGUAGACAAUUUGAUCUCAAUAGAGAGCUUCCAGUCGUGGCUGGGACUGGCAAGUUCCGUCUGGCUAGAGGGUUCAUUAACACAGACAACUUCUCUUUCGAUCAAGAAAGAGGAUUUUCUGUUAUCCAAGUCAAUGUCACUUUGGUUUACUAAUUCUACUUGUCAUGCUUUCUUUCCCUCUUAUUUUCGAAUAAUCGUGGAGUUCAUGAAUCUCUACGCAGACAACUUCUCUUUCGAUCAAGAAAGAGGAUUUUCUGUUAUCCAAGUCAAUGUCACUUUGGUUUACUAAUUCUACUUGUCAUGCUUUCUUUCCCUCUUAUUUUCGAAUAAUCGUGGAGUUCAUGAAUCUCUACGCAGACAACUUCUCUUUCGAUCAAGAAAGAGGAUUUUCUGUUAUCCAAGUCAAUGUCACUUUGGUUUACUAAUUCUACUUGUCAUGCUUUCUUUCCCUCUUAUUUUCGAAUAAUCGUGGAGUUCAUGAAUCUCUACGCAGACAACUUCUCUUUCGAUCAAGAAAGAGGAUUUUCUGUUAUCCAA
This is a messenger RNA of Cucurbita maxima (winter squash), 921 nucleotides long. Its product is annotated as dirigent protein 22-like. The coding region runs from base 10 to 537 and encodes 175 amino acids. The transcript has a single exon. The record is from RefSeq and is a predicted model, not a curated record. NCBI's taxonomy places the organism in Eukaryota, Viridiplantae, Streptophyta, Magnoliopsida, Cucurbitales, Cucurbitaceae.